Temnothorax curvispinosus is the source of this 3072-nucleotide messenger RNA. RefSeq names its product low density lipoprotein receptor adapter protein 1-like. The record is from RefSeq and is a predicted model, not a curated record. Bases 338 to 1288 code for a protein of 316 amino acids. Lineage: Eukaryota; Metazoa; Arthropoda; Insecta; Hymenoptera; Formicidae. The transcript has 6 exons.
ACCGCGGCAACACGUUUUCGCGAGUGCUCCCGGGGAGGUCUUGCGUGGAAACGAACAGCUGUUGUUCACCGUUUCUUCCCGAUCUUCAUUUUGGAGCUUUCUUAAGAAAAGCGAGAGAUCGAUGAAAGCGGCGUAGAAUAAUCGAUUCGGCAUUGAUGAAAGCGAUGUAGAAUAAAUCGGUCGACUUCGGAUUGAUAUAUGUUUCGGACGUGGUGCGAAAUUCGCGAUUUGUGAGUGAGAGACGAGCUCUCAAACGGGGAAAAAGCUGGCGAGGCAGAUCGUGACAAGGGGGAAGAUUUCGGAGCUGUUGGAACUGUUGGUGCUGCGCUGGGCCAGGAUGUCGUUCUUCAGGGGUUUGUGGAAGAGCAGCUCGAAGCACAAGAAGCUAUGCGAGGAAUGGGCGCUGGCGAACAGCCGCGAGUGCGUGGAGGGUAGCGGUUCGACGAGCACGACGCACGGGGAGGAAUCUGAGGAUGCGUCUGAGGCGAGGUUCACCCUCAAAUAUUUGGGCAGCACCCUCGUCGAAACGCCUUCGAGCGAGGAAGCCACGGCGGAAGCUAUUAAGACCGUUAUCACCAUGGCGAAAGCAAGCGGAAAAAAAUUGCAAAGGGUCUCUUUGGCUGUGAGCUUGAGAGGAAUUAGAAUGACGGACUUGGCCACCGAAGAGGAUCAGCUUCAGGUGUCAAUAUACAGAAUUUCGUAUUGCUCGGCGGAUGCGACGCACGAUCACGUGUUCGCGUUCAUCGCGACGAAUCUCAACGAGACGAUGGAGUGCCACGCGUUUCUCUGCCCGAAGAGAAAAAUGGCGCAGACAGUGACGCUGACUGUGGCGCAGGCCUUCAACACGGCUUAUCAGGCGUGGCAGUUGUCACAGUCCGAUCCUAGGAUCCAUCACGCGCAGGAUAAGAGCCCUCCCUCGACAGGUGACAGUAUCGAUAAUGAUGAGAAGAAUAGCGCCAGCGAGACAAAGACUACUAAUGGCAAGAUUAAUGAGCAAAAUAAGCAGAAUGGCCAACAGCGGCGUAACGACAGCCAGAAAAAUCUUUUAAUUGAUUUGUCAAACGAUCCCAAACCAGCGGGAAAUUCAUGGGUAUGCUUCGAGGAGGAUUCGGACAUGAAGAAGAGCCAGAAGAAGAGUGCGGGAAGUAACAAUAGUAUUCCUAUGACAACGCUUAGGCACCACACGGCAUCCACUCCGGCGCAUCACGUGGUGCCUCGACCGAGCGCCGGUUUCAAGGUGCAAAACGCCUGGGGCGAAUCCAGGUCGGUCGACCUGAUGUGUUCGUAGCAGGCAGGAUAGCCGGCGGCCGACAGUUUCAGGGACGUGCCGUUGAUAACGGGCCUCUGGAAACACCUCUCGGACAACGGUCAAUCUAAAAAGACCAACGGCAAUCAUUAGAAUCCUCGCCGAACUGUCCCAGCAGCUUCCGAUCGCGAGUUUAAAACUUCGAAAAGGCGACGAUCUUCGCCGAUUAUUCAUAUUUUUAUCGAACGCUGAAGUGGAGACAGCGUGGAUGCCGCAGCGGUGUCUAUUUUUGUGUGUGAUCUUCUUAAUGAAACUACAUUAUAAGUCCGAUGGGGUUUCUCAUAUUCGAUGGAGGGACGUGGAAAAGAUUGCGGAUGAUUCUUAUCAAUGUAUACCGAUGACAAUGACAAUGAUGGUUUCUUUUUAAAGAGGAUUAACCCGCACCAGAGAGAUCGCGGUAAUCGGGGUGGGAUCAAUUUCUAAUGGAUUUUGUAUAAUACGUAUAAUAUACAUAUACCUGUGCCAAUUACUUUACAUACAUAUCGCACAAACAUUACUAAACAAGAAUGUGAGUGUCAAGACACUCACUUAUUUAUCGUUUUUAAUGGUAUUAACUCUGGAAAUUAGACUAAAAUUAGUGUCGUACAAUUCACGUUUCUAGAGAAUCCAUUGAUGAAGAUCGAUUUUCGAUUCAAGGUUCAUCGGAGAAUUGAAAGUCUCGAUGUGACGACCAGAUAGGUAUUUUAUCAAACAAACCAAAUUUUUCUGAAAUUAACUGAACAUAAUUUAUUUUUAUUCAAUCCCGAUGUCUAGUGAGGAAAACAAAUAUACGCGCCUGUAGCUGAUAUUUUUUAUAAAUUGUUAUUUUAUUUUUAUAAUUAAUUUGUAAAUGUUACUAUAAAUCUUUUAUAUACAUUUUUUUCUCAAAUAUUUACGGAUAUAAUAUUAGUUUUUGCAUCAAGAUCUUCAAUUGUACAAUGAGCCGAAAUUAUACAAUUUUAGCGAGUGAAAAAUCUCGCGAGCAUACACCGAGCUUUGUGCUAAAAAUAUGUUCCGUCCAAAUCGGAAAAUAUUGCUGCCAUAUUUUAAUCCCGUAUAUGAAUCGAAUGUUUUACAUAUAUAUGUAUGUACACGUGUAUCUACGCGAUGCAGUGGGCGACUAAAUUGUUUAGGAGCAAUUUUCGAGUGAAUUUCGGUAACAUAAAAUGCGUAUUCCAGAGUUAAUACGUGUCUGUUAUUUCCGUUGAAAACGUACGAUAAUAAAAAAAAGAAUUGAAAAAAAAAACGCCAGGUUUCGUAGAUCGAUUCCCUCUUAUGGUGCUGGAUAGAGAUGAUCCCUAAUUGUUGAUAGUCGGGCACUUGAUUGAAUAGCUGGACUAUUUCUUAGUUAAAAUUCGUUGAAAUUUCUUGCAAAAAAAAAAGAAUCGUUUGAUUAAAUGUAAAUGAUUAAAUAAAUAUCGAGAAGGCCGCGUUAUAUUCAUACGAUAUUGGGUGUAAUUUGCAAUUAGCUCAUACGUUUACGUGACAAUUUGAUAUUCCCAAAAAGAAUUUUUAUAUUCCGAAGGGAUCAUUUGCCAAACGGGCUUCGUUGCGCUGAUGAAGAUUUCAUUGAUAAUAUCAGCGGCGAGCUAUUGCCGUCAAAAUACCGCAAUAUUACGUAUUACGCAAUAUUAAAUAUUAAUGUGUUGAUGUAUACGUUAUGAAUAAAUACGUGCGCGUAAUAACUAAUAGGGCGCAAUGAUGCCGCUAAUAAUCGAGGAGCGUUAACUAUAUUGAUAUUUAAUUUAUCGAUUGUUAAAUCGUAAAUAUAUUGUAUUCUGGUUUUA